Molecule: messenger RNA, 3059 nt
Organism: Patiria miniata (bat star)
Lineage: Eukaryota; Metazoa; Echinodermata; Asteroidea; Valvatida; Asterinidae
Gene: nhlrc2
Product: NHL repeat-containing protein 2-like
Exons: 8
Coding region: 60-2219 (719 amino acids)
Source: RefSeq, a predicted model, not a curated record
UUUAUCCCAAAUGGCAUUAAUGCGGAAGUAAAUCAAAGUAGCGGGCACCGUUCUUCAAAAUGGGGAGCAUAAACAUCCUUGAUAUGGCCCUGAGGGCGGCCAAAACAGACGAACAAAAACGUGAAAUUGUGCUGAAAUACUUGGAGAGACAAUGUGACCCAGAAGAUGGUAAAAUCGUGCAGGACUUUCCCGAAGGUCUUGAAUGGUUCAACACAAAGCAGCCAUUGUCUUUGCACCGUGACUUGAGAGGCAAACUGGUGGUGCUGGAUUUCUUCACCUACUGCUGCAUCAACUGCAUGCACAUCCUGCCGGACCUGGAGCUUCUGGAAGAAAGGUUCCCAGUCAGCGAUGGGCUCAUCGUGGUCGGAGUCCACUCCGCCAAGUUUGAGAACGAGAAAUCCUCGGCGAACGUCCUCAACGCCGUACUACGCUACGAUAUCGCCCACGCUGUGGUGAACGAUCAGGAGGCGGUGUUAUGGAACGCGCUGGACGUGCAGUGCUGGCCCACCCUGGUGCUGGUGGGACCGUCGGGGGAGUACCUCCUGCCCAUCAUAGGGGAAGGGAACCGCAAAAAAAUGCUCUUAAUCUGCGAGGUCGCCUUAGAAUUCUUCAAAUCCAGAGGAGAGAUCGCUGCAAAUGCAGAACUCCCGAUGCUUACCCGCCUGAAGGAUACCCUUCCUGAAUCACCGCUUCUUUUCCCUGGAAAAAUCGAAGUCGACGGUCAAGGGAACGAUCUCGCAGUGGCAGAUAGCGGCCACCAUCGUAUUCUGGUUACCACACGGGAGGGUGUAGUGCUUUACUGCAUCGGCGGGACAGAGAAGGGUUUUGUGGAUGGAUCGUUCCCAGAAGCGCGGUUCCACUCACCACAAGGGAUGGUGUGGAAGGAUCAUAUCAUUUAUGUGGCCGACACGGAAAACCAUGCUAUCAGAAAGAUAGACUUGAAAGCCCAGACGGUGUCUACCAUUGCAGGCACAGGGGUGAUGGGUGAUCACAAGUGUCAGUGGGGAGGGGCGCCUGGCCCUGAGCAGGUACUGAGCUCCCCCUGGGAUGUUUGUCUCGGGGGACUAGACGACAGCAUCCUUUUCAUCGCCAUGGCGGGCAGCCAUCAAAUCUGGGGUCUGUUCUUGAAGGAGAGCAAAUGGCUCAAAAACAAAAGUGAGCACAAUGCAGGGGUCUGCAUGCUGUAUGCCGGCUCCGGGAAUGAAGAGAAUCGUAACAACGCCUACCCCCGGAAGGCCAGCUUUGCCCAGCCCUCGGGCCUGGUCAAUCCCCACGUGGACUACCUGAGCUGCAUGUACGUCGCCGACAGCGAGAGUAGCAGCAUACGCAGCGUGUCGCUGAAGGACGGCGCAGUUAAAGGGGUGGUGGGUGGGGAGUUGGACCCCAUGAAUCUGUUUGCAUUUGGUGAUGUUGAUGGCGCAGGACGUGACGCUAAACUACAGCACCCACUGGGCCUAGCCUGGAACCCACUCGUACAGCAUCUGUACGUUGCUGAUUCUUACAACCACAAGAUUAAAGUGGUAGACCCCGUCAAGAAGUCCUGCGUCACUGUGGCAGGCAGUGGCAAGCCUGGGAAAGUGGACGGUUCCAUUCUAUCAGAGGUGGAAUUCAAUGAGCCGGGUGGGCUUUGCAUCUCUCCAACCUUCAGGAAACUGUAUGUGGCAGACACCAACAACAACGCAAUAAGGGUGUGGGAUUUGGAAGAACGCAAGGUCAAAGAGCUGAAGAUAAUCUUUCCAUCAACAAGUGAAGCACCAGUCAGCGAGCUGGACUCACUGUCAAUAUCAGAUCAGCCAAUCAAACCCCUCGUCCCAUCCAGUACACCAGCAACCUCUCACCCUCUACUUGAUGUAACGCCAGAGGGCGCUGUUUGUAUACAGCUGACUGUCAAGCUGCCUAGUGAUUGCGCAUUGACGGAGGGUGCCCCCACUGCAUGGAUGGCAUACAUUAAAGACACAGCCCACCUGGUGUUUGGCAAGAGGCCAAUAUCCAGCUUAGACACGCCACUAUUGCACCGAUGGACGGCGCCCCCUAGCGCAAUCGAGAAAGAUGCCACCCUGCGCAUCGAAGUUGCCGUCUGUUUCUGCGAGAGCGCUUCGGGUACGUGUCACAUGACUGGUUUGGCCUUUGAGUCGCCACUGAGGAUGGCGCCCUCUGGGAGGGAAGGUGAUGCGAACUUAACAAUAAAACACGAGAUGUGCCUGGAGAAAAACUCGUAAAUUAAGAAAAAAAAAAUCUUUAAUAUAUUUUGAAGCAUCAGUUUGAUAUUUGUUUACAAUUAUGAGGUCUCAUCAAUUUUUUUUUUUUGGACGUAGAUAGAUUUUUCAUCCUUGUCACAUAUUUAUGAUAUUUGUAAUAUUUUGUGUACAUAAUACCUUCCCAAUCAUUAUUUUUGCAUUGAUAGGCUGAUUAUAUUCGCUUUAUUUUACACGACAGAGAUUAGUUUUCAAUGCCAAGACAAAAGUCAAUAGAGUACCGAAGUGAAUACAUCACGCACACAAUGUGUGUGUAAUAGACAUUAAGCGCGUGAUUCAAUCCGUGAACCAACACACGCGCGUACUCCAUUCGUUUGCACUACACUUUCUGUAGUUUCUGGUUCUAAAUGACGUCACACUUCGGUACUCUAUACUGUAGUUGCCCUAUUCCACCAAGAAUUAAAAUAAACCCAAACAUAGCCAGACUUGCAACUUUUCCUCAGAUCAGCUGAUUUCCUCAUUUUUCACUUAACACUUUAAUGCCAUUUAAAAUUGAAAAAAAAAUACGCUGUAUAAGUAUUGUAAAGCUUGAAAUUUCCAAUAUGGGUCCAAAUACCAAUAUGGGUUCGAACCCCAAUAUGGGGUCCGAACUCAAAUAUGGGUCCGAACUCGGUCUGAAUCCCAAUGUGUGUCCAAAUACGAAUAUGGGACCAAAACCUAAUAUGGGUCCGAACCCGUUUUCUUGUUACAUAAUGCCAUACCUUCACUAUCAUCCUUUGCACUGAUAGGCUGAGUGGAUUUGUUUUAUUUUCAUGGCAAAAGUUAGUUUUCAAUGCAAGAUAAGAGAUAUUUCAUGAUAAAAAA